This is a messenger RNA of Carassius carassius (crucian carp), 1173 nucleotides long. Its product is annotated as receptor-type tyrosine-protein phosphatase beta-like. Gene Ontology annotation, molecular function: cadherin binding. The record is from RefSeq and is a predicted model, not a curated record. NCBI's taxonomy places the organism in Eukaryota, Metazoa, Chordata, Actinopteri, Cypriniformes, Cyprinidae. Gene Ontology annotation, biological process: angiogenesis. Bases 1 to 1173 code for a protein of 390 amino acids. The transcript has 5 exons.
AUGCAAAAAGAUAAGACGAAAGAAAAGGGACUUUACAGGAACAAGCGCAAAACAGCGCAGAAGAUCUCAGCACCAGGAUCGGCGGAUCAUCUCAAGCUGGAAGCCCUUAAUGAGAAGACCCUGCGGUUGUCCUGGUCUCCUCCUGAUGGAGACUGGGAUUUCUACCGUAUCCUGCUGUUCAAUGGCUCUUCUGUGCUGAUGAACCAGACGAUUGAAAGUAAUCUUGUGGAGUUCAGCUUCACUAACUGGACUCUGAUUCCAGGCCGUCUGUACAGAGCUGCUGUGAGUGUGGAGAGCGGAUAUCUGAGCUCAACCGCAGGCUGCCAUGGGAGACUAGCUCCCCGGUCUGUUCAGAGACUGAAUGUCCGUCACAGUACAGAGACCUCUCUGAGCGCUGUGUGGAACCAUCCUGUCGGUGAGUGGGACAAUUACACCGUCCUGCUGAAGGAUGAAGACAUGACUGUGGACACACAGACAUUAGCCCAUGAUUCACAGGAAUGCAACUUUAAUAACCUGAUGCCUGGACAUACCUAUACGAUCACUGUGAUGACCAAUAGUGGAGAUCUGAGUAGUUCGGCCCACAUCACAGGAAGAACCAUCCCUGCACAGGUCACAAAGCUGCGGGUCAGCAAUCAGGGCAGCACACAUGCUCUGCAGGUAUGCUGGGACGGGUCAGCCGGUGAGGUGGAUCUGUACCGAGUGCUCCUCAUCUACGACAGCGUGGUCAUGAAGAAUGAAAGUGUACCACCCAAUGUCACCUCCUACCACUUCCAGGGCUUGAGAUCCGGUACUUUGUACAGGACAGUGGUGACCACACUGCACAGGGGUGACCUCUCACGCCAGACGGUGGCUGAUGGACGCACAGAGUUUCUAAAUGGCAAAAAGAUCUACCAUCUGCAGUUGAUUUUGAUUAUCAAACACGAAAUGAGGAUGAGGGUAAGUUUCCCCGACAGCCAACGCUUCCCGCUCUACGGUGGCGUACCGCUGUUCUGCGGGAGUCAGGUUUCGGCUGAUGAACAUCACCGGGUGUUCAUCACCGUCAUGGCCCUGCGACAAGACAGCUCCCAACCCGGUGUUGGAUGCGUCAGUUUGCAGCAGGAAGGGGCAGUUGAAGUCAGGGGCACGGAGGACCGGUUCCGUCGUCAGGGCGGCCUUGAUUUUGAGGAAUGCUGA